Messenger RNA from Panicum virgatum (switchgrass), 867 nucleotides. Its product is annotated as glycine-rich cell wall structural protein-like. The record is from RefSeq and is a predicted model, not a curated record. Lineage: Eukaryota; Viridiplantae; Streptophyta; Magnoliopsida; Poales; Poaceae. The transcript has a single exon. Bases 1 to 867 code for a protein of 288 amino acids.
AUGACUAGUGGCAGACGCAGCAAUGUGCUCUUGCUUCUCCUCCUCGGCAUCGUUCCUGAGCUGAGCACCGUUGCCCUGGCCAACAUCGGUGGUCGACGGUUUGGCUUUGGCCAUGGAUGGUUUGAUCGUAAAUGCUGGUUUGCCGGGUACGUGAAAGGUGGCAAGGGCUUUGGAGGAGGUGGUGGUUUGGGGGGUGGCGGAGGUGGAGGGCUUGAAACGGGUGGCGGUAUCGGCAUUGGUGCCGGUGGAGGGGGAGGUCUAGGUGGUGGUGGCAGACUAGGGGGAGGCCAUGGUAGUGGGUUUGGUCAUGGUGGUGGCGUAGGUAUCGGUGGUGGUACUGGAGGUGGGUUUGGAGGCGGAGGUGGCGGUGGAUUUGGUGGUGGUUUCGGUAGUGGAGCAGGAGCUGGCAGUAGUUUUGGCGGAGGGCUUGGUGGCGGUGGUGGGUUUGGAGGUGGUGUUGGCGGUGGCCUUGGUGGUGGCCAUGGCGGAGGCAUUGGUGCUGGUGCGGGUAUAGGAAGUGGUGUGGGUGGGGGUCUCGGUGGAGGAGGAGGCUUUGGCACAGGGUUUGGUGUAGGAGUCGGUGCUGGUGGAGGUAUUGGUGGCGGAGGAGGUUUUGGCGAUGGAGGAGGUAUUGGCGGUGGACACAGAGGUGGCUUUGGCUCAGGGGCUGGUGUGGGAGGCGGGGCUGGUGGAGGAGGACUUGGCAACGGAUAUAGAGGUGGCUUCGGUGCAGGGGCUGGUGUGGGAAGUGGUGUUGGUGGAGGUCUUGGUAGCAAAGGAGGUUUUAGCGGUGGACAUGGAGGUGGCUUCGGUGCCGAGGUUGAUGUUGGAGGCGGCAGCGGUAUUGGAGAAGGUCGUGGUCUGUAA